ACACGGAGAAUGGGAAUAUCCAAUCACGUUAUCAAUCAAUUAGAAAACGUUGAGGAAAAGAAAAUCGAUUUACCUGUGAUAAAUAAUACAGAAUUAAGGAAGCAAUUAAUAACGCGUAUCGAACAUUUAACUUUAACCAUAAUCGAACAAAUAUCUUCGGGUCGUCUACCGCAAAUUUCAUACUCCCAACCACGAAAUUACGGUCGAGCAGAGGUUGAAAUGAUCGAGAACGAUCCCGAAUCACAAUUUUACGAAGAACCUGAACGAAACACCGAAGAAACCGAAAGAAAGGGAACGAGAAGAGUGACGCAAGACUUUGCCAGCAAAAGAGGCAAAGACAAGUUUGCUUUAAUGAUGACGGUGAUGGCCACAGCGCAUCGUUUGCUAAUUACAAACACAACCCUCACGAGACGGUCCCUUUAUUACGACCUGAAAAACGAGAGGACCUCGAAUUUAGUUCCAGAGCAAAGAUGCUUGGACCAAGCGGUGCAUCACGUUGCUAAUUUGCUUAAUUGCGCGCCAUGGGAGCUCAAUUUGUUGCCAACGUCGAAGGGACUGGUGGCAGGUGAAUUAACCCUUGCGCUGGCUGACGAUCGAAUUAUCGAUUGCACCGUGCCAGGGGGUGCAUUGAUCCCUCACCUAGCCUCAAACUAUGUAAUUUCCGCUCGAAGCAGGGCCAAAUUGGUGUUGAUCGUCGAGAAGGAUGCUGUCUUUCAAAAAUUGUUAGAGGACGAUUGCACCUCCUCUCUGAAUUGCAUCUUGAUCACGGGGAAAGGAUAUCCGGAUGUUGCAACGAGGAUGCUCGUCAAACUGCUGUCCGAGAAAUUGGAACUUCCGGUUUAUAUAAUCGUCGACGCGGAUCCAUUCGGCGUGGACAUCAUGUGUGUUUACCGUUUCGGCUCGGCCGCGUUAUCCAGAGAGAGGGAGACUUUGGCCUGUUCGAACGUACGAUGGCUUGGAAUACAUCCGUCCGAGUUGCUCGCUUUGGGUGUGAAUACCGCCCCCCUCACGGAAUUCGAUUUAUCGAAAUUGACGGCCCUCGAAGGCAGGCCUUAUUUGACUGGCGCGUUUCUCAGAGAAGUUGGGGUGAUGCGAAGGUUGGGAAAGGCGGAGAUAGAGAACGUAUCCUCCUCGAGAAAAUUUCUCGUCUCCACUUAUCUGCCUUGCAAGAUCAAAGGAACGAUUACGUUUAAUAUAGGAAAGAUAAUACAGAUUAAUUUAUAACGAAAAGAAAAAAAAUUAUAAUACUUACGUUUAAUUGUAAUUUUGCGGAAGAGUAAUAUAUUAUCCAUGACAGUUUGAUGAUUUCGAUGAAA
This is a messenger RNA of Apis florea (little honeybee), 1316 nucleotides long. RefSeq names its product meiotic W68 (gene mei-W68). Gene Ontology annotation, cellular component: nuclear chromosome. NCBI's taxonomy places the organism in Eukaryota, Metazoa, Arthropoda, Insecta, Hymenoptera, Apidae. Gene Ontology annotation, molecular function: ATP binding; DNA topoisomerase type II (double strand cut, ATP-hydrolyzing) activity; DNA binding. The record is from RefSeq and is a predicted model, not a curated record. Gene Ontology annotation, biological process: meiotic DNA double-strand break processing; meiotic DNA double-strand break formation; reciprocal meiotic recombination.